Messenger RNA from Oryzias melastigma (Indian medaka), 4578 nucleotides. It is a transcript of the gene sh2b3, whose product is annotated as SH2B adaptor protein 3. The record is from RefSeq and is a predicted model, not a curated record. Gene Ontology annotation, cellular component: plasma membrane. The transcript has 8 exons. Gene Ontology annotation, molecular function: transmembrane receptor protein tyrosine kinase adaptor activity. The coding region runs from base 363 to 2543 and encodes 726 amino acids. Gene Ontology annotation, biological process: intracellular signal transduction. Lineage: Eukaryota; Metazoa; Chordata; Actinopteri; Beloniformes; Adrianichthyidae.
AAACUACCACAGACUUGCUUGGACCGCGGCAGUUUUUUUUCUUUUGACAGCGGAAAUGAGCAGUAGCCUCUUUUUUUCCGCGUCAAGUUCAUGGCUGAAAGUUUCUUUUCCUAUUUUUUCGCCGAGGACCAGUCGCAUGCGGUCAACAUGAGCGAGAAAACAGCGACCUUUUCGGCGUGCUGCUCUUGCUCGGAUGUCCACUUAUAUCUGCUCUUCACCGACGUCGCCUAGACUUACUUUUGAUGCUUCUCAACACAUUUCCGUUAUGCGAAGUCCAACUUGGUGGUUAGUCGACGUGCUGCGGUGGGUGCCCGUCCGAGAUAACGGAGAACAAGUGACUCUCAUCCAGUUUGGUUACUGCAAUGAAUGGUAACACUAUCCAUCCAGUCAACACCACUUUAGCUGAAGGUCCAAGUGUAGCAGCGCCCCCAAGAGGCUGGAGGGAGUUCUGCGAGCUUCAUGCCUUUGCCACAGCCCGGCAACUGGCCGGACAUUAUCGGAGCUUCGCUAGAGAGCAUCCGCAACAUGACGUGGUCCCACCAGAGGCUUUUUCCAAGCAGUUCACAGACCUUUUUCAGCAGCACUUCUGCUGCGAAGUUGACAAAGAUAGCCUUCCAUUUAUCCCGAAUACACAAUGCUCUGCCAGUGCUGCUUCCACGUCUUCUCUGGGCUCCGCUCUUCCAUCACACACUGUGAUCAGCCGAUUUCGGAUCACAAAUUUACCGGAAACGCAGGACUAUCGAGAGGCAGGCCGUCCAAGUGGAGGAACCGCUUUGCUAUCACUCGCACCAAAAGUGGAGUCAGUGGUGCGAAGCCGGGAGCAAGAACAGCCGCUGAGAUAUGCUGCAGGAAGCACCUUCACCGGAUCACGAAGUAUCAGCAGUACAACACCACUGAUUCGUAGCCAUAGCAACGAAGAGAUCUCCAGUACUGAUAGGCAUCAGGUGUCUGAGCAUUACUCCUCUGACUCAUUGGCGUCAAGCGUAGGACGCGCCAGCGUCACUCAUUUCUCUUUCACCCAAAUCCAGCAGACUGUAAGACAUUUUUUUAAGAAAAGACCCAUUCCCAGCCCCCGCUCUUCUCAGGACCUGUCUCCAAGCAACCCCAUCAACAACAACAAUCCCACAAUCCGUAGUGACAGAGUGAGUGGAAUUUCCUCUGCUACCGAGGGAGUGUCAUCUUCAUCCUCCUCUUCCCUCUCGUCCUGCCAGAACUUUGAGGUCACACCCCAGGCUAACUCACAACGGCCCGGAGUGUUCUGUCAGUUCCUAGACCGAUUGAGCUGGUUACGCAGCAGGAGCAUCAGGCAAAGGAGGUCAGAAGUAAGGGGCUGCUGUAAGGAGGGCCAGCUCAAGUACUUGGUGGUGGAUGACACUAUCUCAGACUCUCAGCCCCACUGGCAACGCUGCCGCCUGCUGGUCAGGAGGAUCAGGGACUCUCCAAGUGGAGGCGUAAGAGGAGGAGGCGAGAGAUAUCAGUUGGAGCUCUACGAUCCUCCAAAGGCCUCCAGUCCAAAGCUGACGACUCACUGCUCCGAUAUCCAAGAAGUCCGCCGCUGCAAUCGGCUGGAGAUGCCCGACAACAUCAACACGUUUGUUUUAAAGGUUAAUCGAGGUAGUCUGAUUUUUGAGACGGACAACGACCAGCAGGUCAGCUCCUGGACCACAGAACUGAAAGAAUGUAUCAGCAACAGGCCAGCCAGUGUGAACGUGGAGCCCGCCCUCUCCCAAGCUGAAAGCUCUGUUCCCACAAACCUUUGCAGGAGUUCAGAAUCAGGAAAUCCAAGUCCCGUCGUAUUCUCUCUGCCAGAGCAAGCCCUCCAAAAGACAGACCACUUCCUGUUCUCCUACCCCUGGUUCCAUGGACCCAUCUCCCGCGUCAAGGCCGCCCACCUGGUCCAGAGCUGGGGCCCGCAGGGUCACGGGGUGUUCCUGGUUCGGCAGAGCGAGACUCGGCGGGGAGACUACGUCCUAACGUUUAACUACCAGGGAAAAGCCAAGCACCUGCGCCUCUCGCUGUCUGAGUGGGGUCAGUGCAGGGUGCAGCACCUGCGCUUCCCCUCCGUCGUGGACAUGCUCAGCCAUUUCCGGAUCUUCCCGAUCCCGCUGGAGUGCGGAGCUGCCUGUGCCGUCACGCUGUCCAGCUUUGUUGUGGCGAGCUCCAGUCCCCCGUCGCAAGGUCAGCUUUCCGGCGCUCUCCUCGUCCCGUUCUCGCUCCAUCGUUGGAGCUCGGAGCCCAGCUUGGCUCACUGCAGCCUGACCCGCAGCUCCAGCCAGCCCGCCGCCGCCGCCCGCUCCUCCACGCGCACCAGCAACUCCACCCCCAGCUCCGCCCACCACCCGGAGCGCCACCAGCUUCCGCACUCCGCUCCCGCUCCUCCCGAACCGGCGCCUCCACUUCUGAGACGGAGCGAGUCCGUGGGAAGGAGGCCCCUCCUCCGCCACUCCCACACUCCCAUCAUUCCCCAGCGGGACUCGGACUACGAGCUGGAGCCCGACCGAGGGCGCAAGCGGGCGAUAGACAACCAAUACACCAUGAUGUGACCCCGCCCACUCCAGCAGCCUCCGUUCGAAGCGGCACAGGCGCUGCGCGUGCACGCCAGACCCCCCAACCUCAACAAGAGUGUCCACAAUGAAUGUAUUUCUGCAGUUUCAGCUGUGUUGACUUUAACCUCCUGAUGUCAGACUCACGCCGUCUUCAGCAGGACAGAUUCUGUUCUGGAGGUUUCCUCUGAGGUGUGCAAAAACAAAAGUACUCUGGCACAAAGUGUGUGAGUUUCUACACAACCAGCAGCAACCUGUUCGAGGUUGAUUACCUUUCUCUUCAUGCAUUUUCACCUCAAGUGCACGUUGCUUUCAGUGCACCUUGUGAGCAUGCCACAUCUUCGGUGAAAAGAUGUAGUGAGGUCAGGUGGGAUUUGGAGGUGCAGACCGCGCUCCUUCUAAACACUGUAGCUGCGUUUCCAUUACACAUGUGCGCAAAACUUUAUCAAAAUUCUAGAGAUGACGAAAAAACACAAUUUCGCAAAGAUAAUAAGUCAUUAAAACACGGCGAUGGAAGAGAACAAGUAUUGUUUUUUUACUUUGUUCACUAAAAAGGAGCAUUUGGGUGACGUCAGCGCAAUGUGGCGCGCUAGUCCGCUGGUAGUCGCAGAUAAACGUGAAAAGCUUGUUCAAAAAUAACAUCCCAACAAGUAAGUUAGUUUCCUGUUUGAAAACACAAGCACUCAUCCUCGUCUGUCAAAGGAGACGUCUGCGACUUAUUCAGGCUGCAGGUGAAGCGAUGAGGAAAUCUGGGCUGGUGAUUUUACGGAGGAGCUGUACGACUCCGUAUGACACCCAGCUUGAGUCGUGACCCUGUGGGAGCUCUUGUGGCGCCCGCUGUGGAGCGCUCAGGGAGACACGGGGAGAAAAUUCCAAUUUGCGCAAUUUCAUAGUUAAUGGAAACGCAGCUUGUGGCAGAAGCACAGCCUUUUUUAUCAGCUGCAUGUGUGAUGUGUGUUGAUGUGUGUGUUGAGGUGGAUGUGAGGGAAGACCAGCAGAAGCAGACGCCUCCACGUGCACAAAGUCAGCUGAUGAGACAACCAGCAAACACAACCAAAGAAUGAGGGUUUUUUACCGUCUGUGUCCCACACGCCGUUCAUCACUGAGCAAAGUGGUGCUGGUUUUGUGCACAGGAGAACCUGACAUGAACUGAGGAGCAUCGACCCUCCAAAGGGCUUUAAACAGCAGCUGACAUGUGAGAACGUCCAGCUCCUCGUCCCCGGCAGUCGCCUCAUCUUUCUAGCUUUACUUUUUACAAUCAUAGCAUUAAUUUUUUGUAUUAAGUUCUGACUUCACCACGAGUCCCUUCUGUUUCCAGGGGCUGUGAAGUUGAUGUUCUCACACUAUAUGUAUGUUGAUCUCGUGUAUUUGUAAUGUUCGGCAUGAAUCUCAGCGAUCAUGAAAAGGUGCCUUUAACACGUUUGAAGCUGCACUGACAAACCUCACCUCAGGACUGCAUUUCCGUGCUCUGACCUGAAUUGGAGAACAAAAAAAGAGGCCUUUCGUCCAGCUCCUGCUUCGUCUGUUGUGGUUUAUCCAAGCGAACCUGAUCCGAACAGAACCUGAGCUCCGUUUCUUUCAGUAGCAGCUUGAUGCUUUUGGGUGUGCGAGAAAGAUUUAUCUCCUAACUUUGCUUGAACACUAACUUAAGCAGAAGAAGUCCCAUCCACUUAGGUUGUAAUUUUUUUAAAGAAUUAUCUGCCACCUGAGUUCCUCUUGAAUAGUAAGUACAUCGCUGCCUUAAAGUCCUCUUUUUCUACUAAAGUUUUUUUUUUAAUGACAAUGGUUGUUUUGUUUCUGACAUCUUUAAAGGGGAACAAAAACAAGAAUGUUUUUGGCAAAAGUACGGUUGGUCCUCCAUUAAACGCGUCUUUCAUUUUUGCUUUUGAUUUCUGCUAAACGGUAACAAAGCUGUCGUUCGCCUCCGCCUCCUCUCCUGUGCAGGACGCUUUUUCUUUUCGUCUGGGAGAGUGACUGUGCUUUUGCCAGAAAGCUGCUGUUGACUUUCCCCCUUUUCCAAAAGGCUCAGGGUGUA